AAUAACAAAGUUCGCGCAUGUUUCACGCGUGGUCCGUCUUCGUUUCUAACAUUUUGAUUUUGUAUAUCACCGAUAAUUGGAUAUUAUAUUACUUAUUUAAAUUUUGUUAGUGUCUAUACCAUAAUAAUGCGAUUUAUAAUAAAUCAAGCAGGCAGCGGCGGUGAACGUAUAGGCAGUCUUAAAGGAUUUGUCAAAAUCUCGACCGCAGUAAUAGAAACUCCUGCUAGUGCUUUGUUUACUCAAAGUGGCAGUGUAGUUCACCUAACAAAUGAGGUUUUGAGUAAAGUGUUCUCUAACCCAAAAUUGCUGUGGGUUCCACUGUCAAAAUCCUACCAGUUAGAAACAGGAUUGAAAGCACAGGGUGAGGGUGUAGCGAAAUUUGCAGGACUUCAAAACCAUUUAACCUGUGUCACACUACAUGGAGCAUCAGAAAUUACACCUUCUGGACAUUUUGAAUCAGAUUCGGUUCCUCUUUGGACUAAAAAUGGAAAGAAAAUGAUUUCUGCUAAUAGAUAUAUGGAUUUGAUGGAAGUAUUCAAACCAGAUAUAAUUUUGGCGAUUGCAGAUGGCCACACAUCACUUGAUGAGGGUUCCAAGAGGAUCUCGAAGGCAUUGGAUAGAACAAGUAAUAUGUUGAAUAUGUGUGUGACACGACACAAAAAUUCAACAUGUUUGCAAGACAGUUCUCUCAUUGGUGUAAUAGUGGGAGUAGGUGAAGAAAGAAAAUGUGAACAGUCUAUUCAAAAUAUACUAACAUACAAAGAAAAUCUAAGUGGUGUGACCCUUGAAGGUAUUACAGAUGGAUCUGAAGAAUCUUUAACUGUGCCCUUAGAAAAGUUGGAGGCAAUAUUCAAAAGAGUUGGUGAUGCCCUACCAAAAGAUUUUUUAUGCAUUAUAGAAGGCUGUUGGAAUCCAGCCGUAGUUGUUACUGCCAUAGAACAUGGAUGGGAUUUGUUUGAUGGUUCUUAUCCACUGAAAUUGACAAAUGCUGGCCAUGCAUUAGCAUUACAGUUAGAUGUAAAUCAAGAUAAUAAAGAACUAUGUAUUCUAAAUCUUAAUGAUGAAAGUUACAAGGAUGACUUUCAACCUGUCUUAGCCAGUUGUGAAUGCUUAGCGUGCAAGAAACAUACAAGAGCAUACAUUCGACACCUUUUGAAUACUCGAGAGAUGUUGGCUUCAGUGUUACUUAGCAUACACAAUCUCCAUCAUUUCGACGAGUUCUUCCACCACGCUCGUCUUCAUAUAGCUUCAAGAACAUUCGAUGUAUUUAAAAAGCACAUAAUCAAACAAUAUGACUUUUAUAAGCAAAAUAAAAAAGAUGUACCAAUACCUACAAUACAAGAUGUCAAGACAAGUAAGAAAAAGGAGAAAAACAAGAAAAGGCGAGUGAGUGAUGACGACAUUGAUAAUGUAGUUAAAAGUGAUAAUAGUUUGUAGUUUAGUUAAGUAUAAACUUUUGCGUUGUUUACACAUAUUUUAAACACACAAUCGGGACUUAAUGCGUUUCGUCUUUGAAAUGUCGGCAAUAAAGAAGCAGAGACGUAGAUACUAUUUACCUGCAAAGGUUUUUUCAUCGCGGUAUGUCCCGAUUGUGUAUUUAAAAUAAUAGUAUGUAGUUUGUUUUGUACCUAAACAGUAUUUUGUUAUAUAGUUGUUCCUUUGUAAUUUUAUAUUAAUAUCUUACAAUUGUGACUGAAAUGGUCACAACUGUAAUCUAAUGGAAUUGCAGAUACGUUUAUCCACUGAUGUUGCCUUUAUAAUGAACCUAACAUUUAACAUGCCAACAUUUAAUGCAUUUUUAUGAAUGCUGUAAAGCAAUACUCCUCAGAGUUAUUUGCUUAUUAAUAUUCGUACAGAUCUAUAAUGGUAAAAAUUUGAAUAAAAUGUUUCAGCUCUUACUCAUGAUCUCUCACUGACUUCGGACACUAGUUAAGGUGACUUAAAUGAAUGAUGAAGAGUUCCUCAAUAUAAUUUCUUUUAAUAUUUAUAAUACCACAUGUAAUACAAUGUUAAUCUACAUUCUCUUUUACUAUAAACUCCAUCUUACCAUUUCCGGCAGGCAGAAAGUAUAGAGCACUUUUAAAUAAUAUGUUGAAAUAACGACAUUGUGUUGCUGUGUUUCUGAAAUGUAGAGGAUAUAUGGUUGAUGUCUAUGUAAGUUUAUAGGAGGAAUAUUACUAAACAAGUAGGUUGAUGGAACCAUGUCGAAGUUGCAUAGAAUAAAUUAGUAAUACUCCUAAAAGAUUCCAAAUUAAGAGUACGCAAAAGUGUUCUAGAUUAAAGAAAUGUGUGAACGUAACCAGACAUAGAAUUAAUCUUGAAAUGUAAGAUUUAGAAUAAUACGUGGGUCUAGAUUACGGGUAAGGAUUAUGUCUUGUCUAAUCUAUACCGAAUAUAAACAUCACAAUAUUGAUAUUUAAAUACUAAUACUUGAGAUGAUUUAGAUAAUUAUCUGGAAAGGUAUCCGUCUGACAGACCGGCGUUCUAAUCAGCAAAAAUUUAUUUUUCUUGCCUAGGUGCUCGUCAUUAGUUCGUAUGACAAGUUUAAACUUGUUCUCUCAAAUAGUUUAUUUACAAGAACUUUUGCAAUAAACGACGCGCAUGUUUUCGUUAAAAUGUAGAAAGUAAAAAAAAAUCAUCUCCCCUAUUCGACUGAUUUGUCACCUUCGGACUUCUAUUCCCAAAUUUGAAGAAACUGAAAAUCGCAAUCUUUCAUGACAAUGAAAGUGGGUAAGGUGAAAAGUACUUUUCAGUAUGUAUAUAUACGCACAUUCUCUAUUUUUGUAUUAUAUGAUAUACUUUUUUUUUACAACACGGGGCAAACGAGCAUGCGGCUCACCUGAUGGUAAAUGAUUACCGCCGCCCAUGGUCACCCACAACACCAACGGCAUUGCAGGUGUGCUGCCGGCCUCUUAAAAGGGAAUAUGCUCCUUUCUUGAAGGUUAUGUUGUCGUAUCAGUUCGGAAAUACUGCUGCUGGAAGUUGAUUCCAAAGAGUGGUUGUGCGUGGGAGAAAGUGCCUUGAAAAACGCACGGUGGAGAACCGUAAUGUAAUAGGUAUACU
Molecule: messenger RNA, 3063 nt
Organism: Galleria mellonella (greater wax moth)
Lineage: Eukaryota; Metazoa; Arthropoda; Insecta; Lepidoptera; Pyralidae
Product: queuine tRNA-ribosyltransferase accessory subunit 2
Exons: 7
Coding region: 127-1437 (436 amino acids)
Molecular function (GO): tRNA-guanosine(34) queuine transglycosylase activity
Source: RefSeq, a predicted model, not a curated record